GCCUGGCGCCGCCGACCCGCUCCCUGUGUGUCCAGUUGUGCACUAGCUAAUUCUAGACGGCAAGCCGGCAAGAAGAGGAAGAAGGAAGACCCCGGCGAGGCGCCAUGGAAGCAGCAGCUGAUGCCUUUCCCUGGGCAGCGCAGUGCGCGGGCAUGGCCCUCCUCGCCUCCUCGCUCUGCGUGGUGGCGCUGGCCCUGGUGCUUCUGCUCCUCCGCCGCUGGCCGUGGUGCAGCUGCCACGUCUGCCGGGCGUACCUGACGGGGUCGUGGGCGCGGGACUUCACCAACUUGGGCGACUGGUACGCGCACCUCCUCCGCGAGUCGGCCACGGGCACCGUCCACGUCCACGUGCUAGGCUGCACCGUCACGGCCAACCCGGCCAACGUGGAGUACAUGCUCAAGACCAACUUCGACAACUUCCCCAAGGGCAAGACCUUCGCGGCGCUCCUCGGGGACCUCCUCGGACGCGGCAUCUUCAACGUGGACGGCCACGCCUGGCGCCACCAGCGCAAGAUGGCCAGCCUGGAGCUCGGCAGCGUCACCGUGCGCUCCUACGCGUUCGGGAUCAUCGCGCAGGAGGUGGAGGCCCGGCUCCUGCCGUUGGUCGCUAGCGCCGCCGACGCCGGCGCGGUGGUCGACCUGCAGGACGUGUUCCGCCGCUUCGCCUUCGACACCAUCUGCAAGAUCUCCUUCGGCCUCGACCCGGGCUGCCUGGAGCCGGAGAUGCCCAUGUCCGAGCUCGCCGACGCGCUCGACACCGCUACGCGCCUCAGCGCCACGCGCGGCGCCGCCGCGGCGCCGCUGCUGUGGAGGGCCAAGCGCCUGCUCAACGUCGGCUCGGAGAGGGAGCUCAGGGCGGCUAUCAAACUCGUCGACGAGCUCGCGGCCGCCGUCAUCCGGGAGCGCCGCAAGCUGGGCGUCGCCGCCAGUGGCCACGACCUCCUGUCCCGCUUCAUGGCCUCAGCCGGGGCCGACGACGACGACAGGUACCUGCGCGACAUCGUCGUCAGCUUCCUCCUCGCGGGGCGCGACACCGUGUCCUCCGCGCUCACGACGCUCUUCAUGCUCCUGUCCGAGAACCCGGGCGUGGCGGCCGCCAUGCGCGCCGAGGCCGGCGACGGUGGCCCGGCGCCGCCGCUCACCUACGAGCACCUCAAGCGCAUGCACUACACCCACGCGGUGCUGUACGAGAACAUGCGGCUGUUCCCGCCGGUGCAGUUCGACUCCAAGUUCUGCGUGGGGCCAGACGUGCUCCCCGACGGCACCUACGUGCCGGGCGGCACGCGCGUGACCUACCACCCCUACGCCAUGGGCCGCAUGCCGCGCAUCUGGGGCGCCGACCACGGCGCCUUCCGCCCGGGCCGCUGGCUCACCGGCGCCGGCGGCUCGUUCGUCCCCGAGAGCCUGUACAAGUACCCGGUGUUCCAGGCGGGCCUUCGCGUGUGCCUCGGCAAGGAGCUCGCCGUCACCGAGAUGAAGGCGGUCGCGGUGGCCGUCGUGAGGGCGUUCGACGUCCACGUCGUCGGGGACAGUGGCAGCGCCGCCUGCAAGCCGAAGUUCGUGUCGGGGCUCACCGCGUCCAUCAGCGGCGGGCUCCCGGUGAGGAUCAGUAGACGAGUUCGAAGCUAGAGAUUCUUGUCUUCUUCCUUACAAAAAAAAGAAAGAAAGAAAAAAAAACAAGUAGAGGCUAGCUAGAUCGGUAGAUUGUUAGCUCGGUGUUCACGAGAAGGCUGUGUGAACUGGCAGUGCCAAUGGUACGGUUUGGCCUUUCAGAAUCAGAUAAGAAGGUGACCUGAAUGCCAAGUUCAAGGAGGCACCAAUCAGUAAUCCAACAGGCCAGCCAUCAUUACAGCCGUCCUAACUAAAUGAGCACACACGCUCCUUGCUUAUUAUCGGGGAAAAAAGCAUCAUCAUUCAAACGAGCACUCAAGGGCCUGUUUGUUUCAGCUUAUAGAUAAUAUAAUCUGAAUUAUAAUCUAAAUUAUAUAAUCUAAAUCAUAAUCUAGAUAGAUUAUAAUUUACAUGUAGCUGUUUGGUAGUCCAGAUUAUACAAAUUUAGAUUAUUCAUAAAGACAACAAUAUCCUUAUUUGUUUAUUUGAUAUGAGAAAGAAGGAUGACAUAUAUUGUAA
Messenger RNA from Zea mays, 2129 nucleotides. RefSeq names its product cytochrome P450 94C1. The transcript has a single exon. Lineage: Eukaryota; Viridiplantae; Streptophyta; Magnoliopsida; Poales; Poaceae. Gene Ontology annotation, molecular function: heme binding; monooxygenase activity; iron ion binding. The record is from RefSeq and is a predicted model, not a curated record. The coding region runs from base 105 to 1628 and encodes 507 amino acids.